GUUAACCGGAGUAUAUUGAGAGAAAUAGGGGGACGCAUAACUAAUUUGUUGUCGAAACUGUUCUCAAUCAAAAGCCCUGUACUAUUGGACAGUCCCCCAAAGGAAAUCACGGUUGUUAAGGCCCCUUAAAGGGACAACAUAAUGGCGGGUAAUACACCGCCACUCAUAGGAUUGUUAAUAUGGAUCUUAUUGUCGACAAUUAACGAUGCCGGUGCCUCAGUAUGCAAAACUACGAAACGAACCACUAAAUCCGAAAAGGCACCAUGUGCCGACUUUGUAAAGAUGACUCUCGAAGGCUUCCAAAUAGACAAGAAGGCAUCUGGGAUAGACUACAAAUCUUACGAAGAGCAAAUGGAAUACAUGGAGAGGGCAAGGAAAAGUGGCAAAUCCACUCCUAAAUGUGUUUACACAAAUAACCACAACAGGGACGUGGAGGUUCCAUCGCAAGAGUGCUGUCCUGGUUGGGAGGGCUCGAAAUGCGACGAACCAAUUUGCGACCCUCCUUGUAACCUAGCCAACUCCAAGGGUUGUGUCCAGCCCAAUGUAUGCCAGUGCAAGGACGGCUUUACAGGCUACAGAUGUGACGAUCUGUCUAAACAGCUCGAAUCCACUCUGCAGUACUGUUACACAGCCAAUACUUGUUAUGGCAUGAAAAAAGAAGGGUUUGAAGACAAGGUGGUCACUGAGGACAAGUGUUGCGCCAAGGGAGGCGGAAGUUGGGGUGUCAGUGGUACAGACCACUGUGUCACUUGUCCGGAAGAGGGAGAACUGGAGCCUUCAGUAAUUCUUCAGACGACAAAGAUGCCAUUCCGAACCUGUCUCAACUUUGGACGCAGUUUCUAUCGUAUGUUUGACGGCUUAGAAUACCAGUUUGCGGGUACAUGUACCUACACUCUCUCCGAAAACUUGGAGCAGGGCUGGCACGUGGAAAUGACCGUGAAAAACUGUGACUACUGGACAACUUGUCGUAAGCUCGUGAAAACCUAUAUGGAUAAUGGAGAUAUGGUUGAAACAGAAGGCGGUGUCAUUAAAGUCAACGGACGUGAGAUCACCGUGCUACCCGAUAAACCGGUGCUGACUCCUAGUGAAACCUAUACAAUCAGCGUUAUUGGCGACUGGACACUUAUCGAGUGCCCCAACGGUCUCAGGGUGAAGGUCGAUCGUGCUUCAACGGUUUAUGUAACAUUAGACAAGGAUAAGUCGGCCGGACAGAAUGUCCGCGGUCUCUGUGGCAAUAACAACGGCAUUCCCGACAUACCAGAUGAAUUUGAGGGAACCAAAAAUCCUUCAACGUUCGGUAACUCUUACAAAGUUGUUACGGAUGGCGCAGUCUGCCCCGAUUCCGGAGCUAUACAGAGUUAUUGUUCUGGCGAAAGUAACCGAGCAAAACGUGCCGCCGAGGAAGCUUGUUCGUUCAUGCGUUCAUCUGUUUUCCGAGAUUGUCAUCAAUUGAUUGACGUUAACGUCUGGUUUAGUAUGUGUAUGAACUAUUUCUGUGGUGCCGAGUCAGACGAGGACCGCGAGGCUGUGAAAUGUUUCUAUACCGAGGCUUAUGCCCGCGAGUGCUCGUCCCAAGGUGUCGUCGUACAGUGGAGGUCCAUUUCUAUGUGCCCCAAGGAAUGCCCCAUCGGACUUGUGUAUUCAGACUGUACUUCCGCGUGCCCACGCACGUGUCAAAGUAUUCACAACGUGAUGCCGGACUCGUGCACGGCCGAAUGUGUUUCCGGUUGUGAAUGUCCGCCUGGAAGAUUCUAUCAAGAUGGUGUAUGCGUUGAGCCGACAGCCUGCCAGUGCGAAUACAACCACAAUAAGUUCAAUAACACAGACGAGAUUCAAAUUGGAUGCAAUAAAUGUACAUGUGAUAUGGGCAAAUGGAGAUGCACGGAGGAUAAAUGUAGUUCCACGUGUAAUUACUACGCAAUGUCGCACGUGAAAACGUUCGACGGACUUGAAUAUGAUUUUGAAGCUGCCCCAUGUGCUUACGAUCUUGUCGAGCCUUCACCAGAGGCCGUUGCCAAUGAUCCACGUGCUGAUCUUCUUAUCCGUGCAUUGCACGAGGACUGCGGUGAAAAUGUCAACAACAGGAACUGCAUUGGGGGUGUGAGAAUCGAGACACAGGGGGAAAAAGUAAUCAUCCAAGGGGAUAUUGUAAAAAUCAACGGACAGGAUUAUUCGUCCCUUAUUAAAGAACAACCUUUCCAAUCCAGACACCUGUACGUAAAACAAGCUACCUCAUUGUUCAAGAUGGUACGAGGUUUCGGAUUCCGUGUUCUAUAUGGCUAUAGACGAAUAUUUAUCAGCGUAGAUCCAUUUUAUGACAACAAGAUUCAAGGUAUUUGCGGUAAGUUUAACUACAUCACCAAUGAUGACUGGCUCGCACCAAACGGUAUUACAGAGAACAGAGCUGGUGCCUUUGUGGCCCACUACAUGAACCCACAAAACUGUGCCAGACAGGAGGACCGACCAGCCACCCUUCAGUGCUCCAACAUAAAGCUUAAAUAUGCCAAGGAAGUUUGCGAACCUGUGCGAGACACAUCGAACCUGUGGAGGAAGUGUCGUGAUCUUGUAGACUUCAACGCUUACUAUCAACAGUGUCUUAGCGACAUGUGCUCCGUGAGCUCCCUUGACGUCAGCGAGCCCGCUUGCAUCAUUAUGUCAGUGGUAGCUCGUGAAUGUGCUCUCCAAGGAGCAGUUGUCAACGACUGGAGUAAUGACGCCAGCGUGAAAGGACAAUGCGGAGGCCUUACGAAGUGUCCAUCGGCAGGAGGUACCCAGUACCGGGAAUGCUGCUCAGCUUGCAGAGGUCAUUGUCGGGACAUGGAGAUUGCCGAUAACACGUGUCAAGAAGAAUGCAUACCCGGAUGUAUGUGUCCCGUUGGACAAGUUAUGGAUGAUAACGGUGAUUGCGUGAAAUUAGCACAGUGUACUUGUUACGAUAAGUACGCUACGGAAGGGGAUAAAAUCCGUGAUGCCGGAGAUGUCGUGGAGAGGAAUUGUCAUAGAUGCACAUGUGCAAAUGGUGCGUGGGAAUGCUCGGCUAUACAGGAAUGUUACACAGAUGUCUCGUGCCCACGUAAUCAAAUCUACUUGGAAGACAGUAAAGUCUGUCAGACUACGUGCGAGAAUAACGGAAUGGACUGUGGUAGAGACUAUAUAUUUAGCGGCUGUGGUUGCCCUAAAAACAAGACAAUGUCUCCUGAUGGAAGCUGUAUUGACCCCGACAAUUGUCCAUGCCAGUACGGUAAUGAAUGGUACAAAGUCGGCAAAAUAGUCAAGUCUGGUUGCAAGGAACUACGUUGUGAAGGACAAAAAUGGGUGGUAGUCAAGGAUGAAGAUUGUCCAGGAACAUGUUGGGCAGCUGGAGACCCUCAUUUGUCGACGUUCGACGGCAAACAUUACUCCUUCCAGGGCGCAUGCUCCUACGUACUGGUGAGGGACAAAACUUCCGGUGGAGAGUUCGAAAUCACGGUAGAAAACGUCCCAUGUGGAUCAACUGGCGUGACAUGCACUAAGAGUGUCAGCGUUCGUAUUUUUGGCGUCACGGUUAAAAUGAUGAGAGGGAUGCCGCCGAGAAUUGAUGACUUUACUGUGACCAAUGGAAAUUACAAGGCCAAGGGAAUGACCAUCAGCAGGUCAGGAGUGUGGGUCAUUCUUUACUCCUCAAAACUCCAGCUUACUGUCAUGUACGACGAAGGUACACGUAUUAUGGUGCAUUUGAACGCCAGAUGGAGGUCUAAAGUUGAAGGUCUAUGCGGAAACUUUGACGGACGCUCAAAUAAUGACUGCGGAAAUAAUAUUGUGGAUUUCGGAAAUGGCUGGAAAACGAGCUCCCGAUGCGCGGAUGCUCCUCAUCCGUCCCCGAAACAACUCGAACCAUGCUUUAACGUGGAACACAGAGAGGCCUGGGCGGAGCAAUCGUGCGCUCUCAUUAUAGAAGGUGACAUGUUUAGCUCGUGCCGAGACUCGAUGCCGGACUGGAUGGAAGAUUUCUACUAUCAGGAUUGUCUGUUUGACGCUUGCAGAUGUGAUAUGGGUGGUGACUGCGAGUGUUUGUGUACAGCCCUUGCCAACUUUGCUGAAAAAUGUAACGAACUCGGCGCUCCCGUCAGAUGGCGUUCCCAAAGGCUCUGUCCAAUGCAGUGUGACAAUGGCAUGGUGUACAUAGCCUGCGGACCGGCCUGCCCACAAACCUGUCAGAAUAUAGGUGACGAGCCCGAACCAUUCUGCGACAACGUCCCAUGUGUUGAAGGGUGCUUUUGCCCAGACGGUUUCGUCCAAAAUGGAGACAGAUGUGUGCCGGCUGACGAAUGCCCAUGUAUCAAGGAUGGCACUAAAUACCCACCUGGUACCUCUAUAAUGAGGACCUGCAUGAAUUGCACUUGCAUUAAGGGCAAGUUUGAAUGUUCGGGAUCCAACUGCACGGGAAUCUGUGCCGAUGGUGAGUUCGUUUGUGAAAAUGGAGACUGUGUCAAAUCUGAAUAUGUUUGCGACGGAUACUCAGAUUGCCAAGAUGGAAGCGAUGAAGUGAACUGUGAAGAGAUCGAAUGUGGGGACGAUUAUUUCCAGUGUGGAAAUGGACGUUGUGUACCAGAGGAUGUACGUUGUGACGGCUUUUUUGACUGUGUUGACAUGUCAGACGAGGCUGGAUGUGAGCCAACAUGUGAUGAGCACGAGUUUACGUGCGACUCCGGAUUGUGUAUACCACUCAACUUUAAAUGCGACGGUGAACCAGACUGUGGGCCAAUGGACAACUCGGAUGAAAAGAAAUGUCCAAUUGUUACGGAGUGCUCUGAGGUUCGAACCUUCCGCUGUGAGAACGGUGCCUGUGUACCUUACACAUUGAGGUGUGACCGACAUGAUGAUUGUGGAGACGGUAGUGACGAAGUAGGCUGCAAUUGCACGUGCGAUGGACGCGGUGUAUUCACGUGCGGAAGUUGUGAAUGUUUGGAGGGAUAUCACCAGUGUGACGGUGUGUUUGAUUGUGCCGACGGAUCAGAUGAACAAGGAUGCAAAUGUGGACGUGGUCAGUUCACAUGUGAUAACGGUCUAUGUGUUGACAACAACAAGCGAUGUGAUGGUGCAGCAGACUGCAAAGACGGAAGUGACGAAUCCGGAUGUGGAAUUGAAACCACGCCUACUCCUGUCACAACAUCAAGUUCCGUCACCACGCCCUGCAAUUACAUCAGUUGCUUGACCACACCCUACGCUAUACACAAGAAGGAUAUCUUUGUCAGUGACCCUGAUGCAAGGCCAAAAAAGGAAAAUAUAAGACCUGGCGGCGAUCCGCUCAAAUCCUACCAAGAUGUUCUUAAGAUUGUUAUAGACUUUCCUCAGAAGGAUACGCCAACAGAUUCUGUAUGGCUCCCUACCUCAGACAAUGUCGCUGCAUUUACUGUUUCCAUAAAGAUCGGAAACAAAAUUAUCGACAUCCAUGAUGGAGCUGCCUUUGGUCCAGACGACACUGUUGACCUUUCUGAUUAUAGCGCUGACGAGAUUAUUGUAACCUUGACUUCUAAAAUCAGGAAAACUCGUCCAUACUAUGUCGAGGUAGAGAUAUCGGCUUGUGUUGAAGUUGAGCCAAUAUCAACAACUCCAAGCCUUACAACACCAACAGCUUGCACCGAAAGAAUGUUAUUUGGCGAUUCACCAUUUGUUCGUAUUGACGCAACCUCAUCGAAACCGGGUUCUAAACCGGAGGACGCGCUGUUCCAGCAACCAAACACAUGCUGGGAAGCCGACGAUGAUGACGAUGAACCGACAUUGACUGUGACUAUCCUUAGUGAAGGAAACGCUCUCGUGACUUUGAUCGUAAUGAAGGUUACAGGCGUUAGUAUGGUUGAAGUCGAAUAUUUACCCAGCACAUAUUCCCCGCCCCUUCGUAUUAUUAGUGACCCAUCCAUUCCAUCCCGUGUUGAUUUCACAACCCCAGCCGGCAAACCUGCGCAGACAAUCAAAAUCAAAGUGAUUCCAGCUGUUGACAGAACGCCACGUGUAUGUGGCCUUUCUAUCGCUGCUUGUUUCCAACCUUCAAUAUCUACUCUUACUACUCCCCCUAUAAUCAGCUCAUCAUCUACAUCAACACCUUACUCUACUACUACCGAAGAAAUAUGUAUGGAGGAGCUUGUAUGGCGAGCCAAACUCGAUUACAGUUCGGUUAAAUCUUCAUCCGGUGACGGUUCCUUCGAUGAUAGUCCUUGGACUCCGGCGUCUUCGGACUCAAACCCAUCACUCACAGCCAAAUUCAGCGCAGAGAUGCUAGUCAAACAAAUAACAGUCAAAGGCAAAAGAAUGCAGUUUAUGGUGGAAUAUAAACCUAUGGAUAAACCAUGGGAAACGGAAUAUGAUGACGAUAAUAGACCAAUGAUAUUUAGUGUACGAAAUGAGGACAAGCCCAUUGACUUCAAACUUAGUCCUAUCAAGGUCACUGCUAUCCGAAUUCGUGUCACAUCCACAAGUGCAAUCUCUUUCCAAGUUGAAAUGUACGGUUGUGUUGUCGGGCAAGUCUUUACAACCACGCCGUAUGUAACAGAGACAUCUUCCUUUACACCUUUCCAAACAGUGACGUCAGAGACGUCAUCCACGUAUACAAGUGGCCAGGUUCCAUGUGAAAGUUCGGAAGGAAUGGAUGAACCCUUACGUAUACCGUCAGAGGCUAUCUUCACGGAUGACGACACAGCAAAGAAAAACAUAGAAAAUAUACGUCCCGAUAGCUCAACACCAUUAGUAAUCCGAAAGAACGAGCCUGUUAUAAGAAUAGUGCUCCCAAAUAUCUAUGUGGAAUCAGUUUCAUUGCCCACCUCUAUCAAUGUCAACAAGUUUAGGCUAUCCAUCAAAAGACCAUCGGACGAUUCGCUUAAACCAGUUCAAAACGGAAAGAAAUUUUCUCCAGACGACGUGAUUCCAAUAAACACAUAUAUUGUUGAAAUUGACAUAGAAUUAUUCGGCGAUACACCGUUCAAAAUUCGUCUCAGCAUAAUAGCUUGCUUCGAAACAGUAACAACCCCGGUGACAUCCACGCCAAGCACUACAUCUUCAUAUCCCAUAACAUUUACGAGUUCUUCAGAAACAUCGUCGGUACCUGAAACAUCGACCACGUACACGACAUAUACGUCACCACACGUGGAAACUUCUUCAACAACAUCAGUAUCCCCAUAUACAAGCUCAUCCAGUACCAGUAUAUCAUCGUCUUCAAUUUCAACGUCCUCAUCGCCCACAACCAAUGUAUACACAAGCUCAUCAAGCAGCAGUUUAACAGAAUCAAGUCCUGUUUCGGCCACGGCUACAUCUACGACAGUGUGCACUGUAACGGAGGGUAUGGAUAGACCGAAAUCAAUUCCAAGAGAAAAUAUAAGGGACAAUAAUGAUCGUAUACCGCAAGGUGCUGAGAAUUUAAGACCUAAUGCAGAGAAUCCAUUUACUGUUGAUAGGAAUUCUUUUACUGUACGAUUCUUAUUUAAUCCUGCUAUUCCAGUUGAAUCGUUAGAAUUGAUAAGGCCAAGGAAUAUUGAAGAUAUAACAGUUUCAUACGUACAACCCAGAAAUAAUAAGAGAAUACCGGUUGUCGAGAAUGGAAAUCCAAAGAAAGUCGUGCGAUUCCCAGAACAACCAGAUGCUGUAGAGGUUGUACUCACAGUGAAUAGAGAAGAUUCGGAUGAGCCAAUGUCGUUCCAAGUUGCUAUAUUUGCUUGCUUCGAAAUCCCGACAACAACAACUCCUGUAGUUACAACAUACUCUGUUGAAACAUCGUCUGUUCCAACAACAAGCUCUUCAACUAGCAGCACUUCAUCAACGUCUUCAGGACCUGUUACCACAUCCUCUGUUUACACAUCUUCGUCUUCUCCAGGCAUAACGUCUACUAGUUCUACAGGCCCGGUCACUACUUCCUCUGUUCACACAUCCUCAUCUUCUCCAGGCAUUACUUCUACUAGUUCUUCGAGUAGUUCAUUUUCUUCUUCUACUUCUCAAGAAAUAUCAACGAUAUGUGGACUGUCAGACGGUAUGGAUGACGAUCAAUUGAUUCCAAACAAUAAUAUAGUAGAUGAAAACAAUGAUGUGCCAGAUGAUGUUGAAAUGUUGAGACCUAAAAGCCGACGUCCAUUUUCUGUGAAACGUAAUAAGAUAACUCUUAAAUUUUGGCUGAUGCCAGAACGACGAAUUGCAUCGAUCAAACUGAUAAAUCCCGUAGGCGUUCAGUCGAUUGCUGUUUGGUUCAUUAGACCUUCACUAAGAGCCUCUAAGGAGCGAGCUGUAGUAAAAAAUGAAUCGCCAGAUAGCAUCGUUCGAUUCCAAGGUAUGCCUUACGCUGUUGAUAUAAUACUUGAAGUAGUGAAGAAACCUUCAGCAGACGAAAUGAAAUUUAGGGUGUCUGUAAAGGCAUGUUUUGAAGAGGUAACUUCAGAGACUACUCCAUCAACAAGUAGUUCAACAAGCAGUUCGACAAGCAGUUCAAGCUUCCGGUGAAACGACUUCAUCAAGCACAGAGACGUCUUAUACAGCCGAGACAUCAACUGUUCCAACAACCAGUACUUCUACAAGUAGCAGUUCAUCUUCGUCUACAGGGCCAGUCACUACGUCCACUAUAUAUACGUCUUCAUCUUCACCAGGCAUAACGUCUACUAGUUCUACAGGACCAGUUACUACUUCCUCCAUUUACACAUCUUCAUCUUCUCCAGGCAUAACUUCUACUAGUUCCUCGAGCAGUUCAACAUCUGCAGAAGUAACAACGAUAUGUGAACUUUCUGACGGAAUGGAUGACGAUCAAUUGAUCCCGAACAACAACAUAGUAGAUGAAAACGACAAUGUGCCAGACGACGUUGAAAUGUUGAGACCAAAUAGCCGACGUCCAUUUUCUGUGAAACGUAAUAAAAUGACUAUCAAAUUCUGGCUGAUGCCGGAAAGACGAAUUGCAUCGAUCAGAUUGAUAAAACCUGAAGGCGUACAAUCGAUUGCUGUUUGGUACAUCAGACCUUCAGAAAGAGCAUCAAAGGAACGUGUAGUAGUUAAGAAAGAAUCACCAGAUAGCAUCGUUCGCUUCCCAGGUAUGCCUGAAGCUGUUGAUAUAUUACUUGAAGUAGUAAAGAAACCUUCUGCAGUCGAAAUGAAUUUCAGAG
Molecule: messenger RNA, 9110 nt
Organism: Ruditapes philippinarum (Manila clam)
Lineage: Eukaryota; Metazoa; Mollusca; Bivalvia; Venerida; Veneridae
Product: SCO-spondin-like
Exons: 52
Coding region: 142-8460 (2772 amino acids)
Cellular component (GO): extracellular matrix
Molecular function (GO): protein binding
Source: RefSeq, a predicted model, not a curated record